Molecule: messenger RNA, 2043 nt
Organism: Sporothrix schenckii 1099-18
Lineage: Eukaryota; Fungi; Ascomycota; Sordariomycetes; Ophiostomatales; Ophiostomataceae
Product: phenol 2-monooxygenase
Exons: 3
Coding region: 1-2043 (680 amino acids)
Molecular function (GO): FAD binding
Source: RefSeq, a predicted model, not a curated record
AUGGCGACUGAGAGUAAUGUUGAUGUGCUCAUCGUGGGCGCUGGCCCGGCCGGAAUGAUGAUGGCUACCUGGAUGGCACGGUGUGGAAUCAAGACGCGCAUUGUUGAUAAACGCGGUACCAAGAUCUUCAACGGCCAGGCUGACGGCCUGCAAUGCCGCACGCUCGAGAUCUUCGACUCAUUUGGUUUUGCCAACCGCGUAUGGAUCGAGUCCAACCACAUGAUUGAAAUUUGCUUCUGGAACCCUGACGAGUCGGGUAAGAUUGCUCGCAGUGGGCGCAUCCCAGACACUAUCCCGGGUAUCAGCCGCUUCCAGCAGGUCGUCCUCAACCAGGGCCGCAUCGAGCGCCUCUUCAUCGAUCAGAUUGAGCGUGAAAGCGACAUCCGCGUCGAGCGCGGCGUGCUGCCGACAGCGCUCAAGUUUGACGCAUCCCAAGCCGAGGACAACUCGCCCGACAACUACCCCAUCACGGUGACGCUGCGCCACCUGACCGAAGAGGAGGCCACGCCCAAGCAGGUGGCAACGUCAACCAACGGCGUGGCAGUCAGUGACGGCCUGUUUCGCAGCAACCUGGCGGCGGACGACACGGCUGACUUAAUCAAAGCGGCCGAGCUCAACGCCAAGGCCGGCGCGGUCGAGACGGUGCGCGCCAAGUACAUGCUCGGUGCCGACGGCGCACACUCGUGGGUGCGGCGCGAGUUGGGCUUUGCGCUGGAGGGCGAGAGCACAGACUACAUCUGGGGUGUCCUGGACAUUGUCCCGAUCACGGACUUCCCGGACAUCCGCAUGCGCUGCGCGAUCCACUCGGCGGAGUCGGGCAGCGUUAUGGUCAUCCCGCGCGAGAACAAACUCGUGCGGCUAUACAUCCAAAUUACCACCACCGAAAAGAACACCGACGGCUCAUCGGCAGGCUCCCGUGCGGACCGGUCCAAGAUCACGCCCGAGGUGAUCUUGCAGUCGGCCAACAAGAUUAUGGCGCCGUACACGCUGUCGUACCGUACGCUGGAUUGGUGGACGGCGUACCAGAUUGGACAGCGCGUGGGCACGCAUUUCUCGGCCAACGAGCGUAUUUUCCUAGCGGGCGAUGCCGUGCACACGCACUCGCCCAAGGCCGGCCAGGGUAUGAACGUCAGCAUGCAGGACACCUUCAACCUCGGCUGGAAGAUUGCUAGCGUGCUCAAGGGCACGGCUGACCGGUCGAUCCUCAAAUCGUACGAGGACGAGCGCAGCCUCAUCGCGCACGACCUGAUUAAAUUCGACCAUAAGUUCUCGCGGCUGUUUUCGGGCCGGCCGGCCAAGGAUGUCAUGGACGAGGAAGGCAUCAGCAUGUCUGAGUUCAAGGAGGCAUUUGCCAAGGGCAACAUGUUUGCCAGCGGCAUUGCUGUCGACUACGGCGCCAGCUGCAUUGUGGCCAAGGCGCCUGAGGCGGCGGCCACGAAUGGUGCCAACGGUGUCAACGGUGUCAACGGUGUCACGAAGAAGCCUGUGGUGAGCCGCCAGGAGCUGGCGACCGAGGUCAAGGUAGGCAUGCGCAUGCCCAGUUUCAAAGUACUGAACCAGUCGGACGCCCGGCCCUGGCACUUCCAGGAGCGCCUCCCCAGCAACGGCACUUGGCGCGUGGUGUUCUUUCCGGGUGACCUGACGAUUCCGGACCGCAGCGCGGAUCUCGAGGUCAUUGGCAAGCAGCUCGCACAACCUACGUCGUUCCUCAAGCGCUUCACGCCCAAGGACGGCCGCUACGACUCGGUGAUUGAGCUUCUCACGGUGCACUCGGGUCACCGCGAGGAGGUGAGCAUCUUCGACUUCCCAGAAGUGAUGCGGCCGUUCCACGAGGUCGACGGCUGGGACUACAACAAGAUCUUUGUGGACGACCAGUCGUACCACGAGGGCAAUGGCGACGCGUACAAGAACUACGGCAUCGACCCUGCAGUGGGCGCGGCUGUUGUGAUCCGGCCAGACCAGUACGUGUCGUACGUGGGUGCGGUAAAUGACUACACGUCGCUUGACCGGUUCUUCUCUGGUUUCAUGCUGGAACAGAAGUAG